Molecule: messenger RNA, 1053 nt
Organism: Striga hermonthica
Lineage: Eukaryota; Viridiplantae; Streptophyta; Magnoliopsida; Lamiales; Orobanchaceae
Source: the annotation of a GenBank genome assembly
AUGUGUCUCCAUCCGCCCGCCGACGAUAACUCGCUGCCGGACCGCUCAUCUCCGUCAACAUUCGACCCUCAUCAAACUCUAUUCACUACUCACUCAGGUCACAGCCAGUCGUCUAUCCACACUCCCAGCUGGUGCCGCCAUGCCGGCCUUAUUCCACUCUCAAGACCAGGGCCUCCAAUGCCCUGUCAAUUGCAUUUAGAGGAGAGGUUGCUCAGGACCUCAUUUGACAACUGGUGCAUCGUCAAUGAUGGAACAACCGAGCCCACCAUUGUCAUGGGUGUUUCCGGGAAACCUAAGGAACUUCUUGAAAUUGAGCCUAUUUUACGAGAUGAUAUUCCCGUCGUUCGGAGGUUCACGGGAGGAGGAACUGUUAUUGUUGAUCAAGGCACAAUAUUCGUGACCUUUAUAUGCAACAAGGAUGCUGUUCCCGGUUUACAGUCAUAUCCUCAGCCUAUCAUGUCAUGGAGCAGCCUAUUAUACAAUAAAGUAUUCGAAGGAAUUGGAGAGUUCAAGCUUCGAGAGAACGAUUAUGUGCUUGGCAACCACAAGUUUGGAGGGAAUGCACAGUCUAUCACCAAAAAUAGGUGGGUACACCACACAUCCUUCUUAUGGGACUACAACACCACCAACAUGGGAUAUCUCAAACUGCCCAAACGAGCUCCUGAAUAUCGACAGGCAAGGGGUCACCUGGACUUCAUAUGCCGCAUGAAGGACUAUAUUACAUCAAGGCCUGAUUUUGUCGAGAGAACAAUAGAUGCCGUUGGGAGCCAAUUCGUGCUUACGUCGACCGAGCUGGAAGCAGCUGAGAGCUCUUUAGAUUUGAAAUUUGAACCCUCGAGCAGGCUGCUCACAAGACUGGAAGUUGGACAAAAUGCCUUUUCCGAGUCCUCAAGGCCUGAUGAUAUGCCCUCCCAAUCGUUAUUGGAGCGCCUCUUUGCCGAGGCGGCGCCGGUGGCGGUGGCGGUGGCGGUGGCGGUGGCAGUCGAUGAGGCAACUUCCUCCGCCAUUUUGGACAGCAAAAUCGAGGAUGAUUUCGAUAAUCUUCGGAGAUGA